UCUCAUCAAAAGGACAGUUUUUUAAAAAAUUGCUUUUCCUUGUUAAUGUUACAUUUUAUCUUGUAAUUCCUAUAUCUGAUGUUUAGUGCCUUGCGACAUAAGUAUUUCAAGAUAUUUUGCUUUUUGGAGAUGAUUAUAAUAAUUUAAAACACAAAUUUAUUUAGUAUGUUUAGCCUUAUGGAAUGACAAAUUGCUAAUUACUUGAAAACUGUUCUUAAAACAUUUUAACACUAAAGUGGGUUGUUGUUUAUUUGCUACAAUAAAACCCACAUUACUUUCAAAUAGAAUGACAAAAUGGAGAAUGACUAUAAUGUCCCAAGGUUUGGCAUAUAAAGAUCUUGAGAGGGGGCAAAAGGACCAGAAACUGAAAACAAAUAGCUUAUUAUAAUGAAGGCUUAUUUUUUAAACCACAAACACUUCAGCAAUCUGAAUGUGGAAGGAGAGUUAUUGAAAUGAAUAUUGGUGAUUGAGUCCUUAUGAGUGCCAAUUAUAAAUCUCAUUUGAGAUUAUAACAGCUUCUUGUAAAACUCUGAAUUUGCUGAUCCAGCAUGUUACCAUGUAUGGAAUAGGAAAGGACUUGAGAUCAUUGUGAGUCUAGAGAAAAGAAGACUGACUAAAGCUCCCCCACAAGAUGGCAGCUGCUGAAGACGAAUUACUGCUGCCACGGCUCCCCGAGCUGUUCGAAACCAGCAAGCAGCUCCUGGAUGAAAUGGAAGUAGUGACUGAACCCACCGGUUCCCGGAUAGUCCAGGAUAAGGUGUCGAAGGGACUGGACCUCCUUGAGAAGGCUGCCGAAAUGUUAUUGGAGCUCGACUUGUUCAGCCGAAAUGAAGAUUUGGAAGAGAUUGCUUCCACCGACCUCAAGUACCUGAUGGUGCCAGCAUUUCAAGGAGCUCUCACCCUGAAACAAGUCAACCCCAGCAAGCGUCUAGAUCAUUUGCAGUGGGCUCGAGAACAUUUUAUGAACUACUUAACUCAGUGCCAUUACUAUCAGGUGGCAAAGUUUGAGCUGCCCCAAGCCAAGAACAACUCAGCUGAAAAUAACGCUGCUAGUUCCUCCAUGGCCUAUCCUAGCCUCGUUGCUAUGGCAUCUCAAAGACAGGCUAAAAUAGAGAGAUACAAGCAGAAGAAGGAGGUGGAGCAAAGGUUGUCUGCACUGAAGACUGCUGUGGAAAAUGGUCAAGCAGAUGACGAGCAUGUUCGUGAAUACCACCUCCUUCACCUUCGGAGGUGGGUUGGCCUCAGCUUAGAGGAGAUCGAGAGCAUUGACCAGGAGAUAAAGAUCCUGAGAGAAAGAGGCUCUUCACGAGAGGCAUCAGCUUCUCAUUCAUCCCGUCAGGAGAGGCCGGCAGUGAAGCCCUUUAUUCUCACUCGGGACGCGGCCCAAGCCAAGGUAUUUGGAGCUGGUUAUCCAAGCGUGGCCUCCAUGACAGUGAGUGAGUGGUAUGAUCAGCGUCAGAAACAUGGAACGUUGCCAGAUCCGGGAAUAGCCAAGGCAGCGCCAGAAUUCAAAAGAGCAGCCCAGGAAGAUCAAGAACAAAAGGAGGAAGAGGAUGAUGAGCAAACGCUUCACAGAGCGCGGGAGUGGGAUGACUGGAAGGACGCCCAUCCCAGGGGCUAUGGCAACCGCCAGAACAUGGGCUGAUCUCCCACAGCGCGACAAGACGACAGGCCACACAUCUUCCCCGCCAAGGAAAACUGUGCGGUCUUCCCCUGCCUAGAAUCCUGCUUCAGCUGUGUUCAACGAAAGCCAAGAUGCUGAAUCUUACUCUGCAUUCAAUAAAGUGUCGAAUGAGU
Molecule: messenger RNA, 1797 nt
Organism: Cynocephalus volans (Philippine flying lemur)
Lineage: Eukaryota; Metazoa; Chordata; Mammalia; Dermoptera; Cynocephalidae
Product: immunoglobulin-binding protein 1-like
Exons: 1
Coding region: 632-1645 (337 amino acids)
Biological process (GO): regulation of dephosphorylation; regulation of signal transduction
Cellular component (GO): cytosol
Molecular function (GO): protein phosphatase 2A binding
Source: RefSeq, a predicted model, not a curated record